AUGACUGAAACUGAGAAGAAAAUUGCCGCUAUAAGAAAGAAGUUAAGAGACGUGGAAGCGCUGAAGGCUCGCCUCGCCAACGGGGAACAGCUACAGGGAAGUCAGUUGGAGAAAAUAGCAAAAGAAUCUGAGUUCCUCAGACAACUCGAAUCGCUUCGAGGCACAUCAUAA
This is a messenger RNA of Cooperia oncophora, 171 nucleotides long. The record is from the annotation of a GenBank genome assembly. NCBI's taxonomy places the organism in Eukaryota, Metazoa, Nematoda, Chromadorea, Rhabditida, Trichostrongylidae.